Molecule: messenger RNA, 1941 nt
Organism: Aegilops tauschii subsp. strangulata
Lineage: Eukaryota; Viridiplantae; Streptophyta; Magnoliopsida; Poales; Poaceae
Biological process (GO): base-excision repair
Molecular function (GO): DNA-3-methyladenine glycosylase activity
Source: RefSeq, a predicted model, not a curated record
ACUGCUAAACACCAGGCGAAGGCACCGAGUGCCACCCACCAAUACCAGCGGCAGUAAAUUUCGAGCUGCUGCUACUGCUGCCUGCUCGGGACACCUCACUCCAUCUCCGCCUCCGCCCCCGCCCCCGCUCCGCCACCCCCAGCGCUCCUAGGGUUCCCUCUCGUCUUCUCGCGCCCCGCAUCGCCGUCGCUGGGGUUCGGAGGAGGGGCGUGCUGCUUGGGGGGAACCCAAAUCGGGCCUCGCGGGAGCUGUUCCCUCGCCCCGCCGCCGAUGCCUGCGAGGUUUCGCGGCUGAGCUUUCGUUUUUGCCUCUGAGGGCUCGCGGCGGGGAGGUCUGGGCGUUUCUGGGGUUUAGAUCGAGGCCUCUGAGCUCGCUCUCCGCAAUGCCGGGGAGGUCAGGCGUCGAUUGCUAGGGUUUUGCUCGUGGAUUUGCCGAGAGAGGGCUGGGGAUCGUUCGGAAUGCAGCGAGUUGCCCGAGGUCUGGUGCUCACUUUCGCGCAAUUUGAUGUUUCCCGACCAGCUGUGCCUCGCCGAUUUGGUUUCCUGCUAAGCCUGUGAAGGGGACGAGGAGGAGGAGGGGUUUUGGGGAGGUUGGGACGAGUUGCUGAUUUGGUCGCAAUGUCUGGGUCUAGCUCGAGGGGGCGGCUGUCGCCGGCUUCAGGUGGUGGAGACUCUGAGCCGCGGUCUGCGGGGAGCAGGACACGAUCUGUGUCUGCUACCCGGGGUCGGAAGGCGUCGCCGAGGCCUGGGAGGGAUGUCGCAUCAGCAACAGCGACAGUGGAGGAGAAGAAGCCUGCUGCGGUGCCUACAUUGCUCCCUUCUCUCAGCGUGCCGGCAGGGAUGCGCCGGCAGGAGCUGCUACUGCGCUCAGGGUUCUCUCUCGACGCCUCAUGCUCAUCAGACGCUUCGACAGACUCAUUCUGCAGCCGGGCAUCCACUGGGCGGAUUGGGAGGCCGGUGUUUGGGCCGAGGAAGAAGAAGACCGUCUCCCAGGCUGAUCAUAAGGUCUCUGCCAUGCUGGAAAGAGAGGCUGGAUCUGCUUCUCCAAGUGAUGCUUCUGGUCUGAAGAGGAGGUGUGCUUGGGUGACUGCUAAUACCGAUCCAUGUUAUGUUGCAUUUCAUGACGAAGAGUGGGGAGUUCCAGUUCAUGACGACAAGAAGUUGUUUGAGUUACUGGUGCUCUCGGGUUCACUGGCCGAACUUACAUGGCCAACAAUUUUGAACAAGAGAUCUAUAUUCAGGGAGGUUUUCAUGGAUUUUGACCCUGCAUCAGUCUCUAAAUUAAGCGAGAGGAAGAUUAUUGCACCUGGAAGUCCUAGCAGCUCCUUGUUAUCUGAACAGAAAUUGCGGGGUGUUAUUGAGAAUGCCCGACAAAUACUGAAGGUUAUAGAGGAGUUUGGGUCAUUUGAUAAGUACUGCUGGAGCUUUGUGAACCACAGACCUAUAUUGAGCACAUUCAGGUAUCCCCGUCAGGUUCCUGUCAAGACAUCUAAAGCGGACGCGAUAAGCAAAGAUUUGGUCCGAAGGGGUUUCCGCAGCGUAGGCCCAACGGUCGUGUACACCUUCAUGCAAGUCUCUGGCAUGACGAAUGACCACCUCAUCUCCUGCUACCGGUUUGCUGAAUGCGCUGCAGCCGCAACCGGUGCUAAGCCUACUACCGAAUCUGGCAGCGAAGCAAAUUCAGGCGCCAGCAAUCACGCCACGGAGCAAAAGGCGAACGGGGCCGCUAACGGACUAGCCGUUGACAUCGAGCUGUCCAGAACGAUAGACGAGCUCAGCAUCUCGUAGCAGCGGCUGGGAGGGGGACGCUGGAGCCAUGUAUAAGCGUUGUGUGCAUUUUGUGUAUCGUAGGGUAGCUUUUCUCGGCGUGUUAAGACUGGUUGAACAGCAGCAUGUAAUGAUGUAUAUUCUUUGUGAUGCAAAAGCAUUUGUUUUUCCUGAA